Molecule: messenger RNA, 3048 nt
Organism: Darwinula stevensoni
Lineage: Eukaryota; Metazoa; Arthropoda; Ostracoda; Podocopida; Darwinulidae
Source: the annotation of a GenBank genome assembly
AUGCUGGACGAGGUAUGGGUGAAGAGGGAGAAGCCGCCGGGAGGCUUGUCGCAUCUGUCGGCGAGGAAUCCUCUGGAAAUUACCUAUUCCGGCGUCCAUUACUGGGCCCAUGAUGGACGGAGAGGGAUGAAGGAGAUCCUGAAAGGUCUAGAUGGGCGGAUGAAGCCAGGGGAGCUGACGGCCAUCAUGGGACCCAGCGGGGCGGGGAAGACCAGCCUCAUGAACGUUCUCGCCGGUUAUAGAUUGAAGAAUGUGACAGGAAAGGUGGAGGUGAACGGGCGCGAGAGGGACCUGCACGUGUUUCGCCACCUGAGCACGUACAUCCCCCAGCAGGACCACGUGAUCCCCACCCUCACGGUCAUGGAGUCCAUGCUUGUCGCUGCCAGCCUCAAACUUCCGAGCUCUGUGUCUUAUAAAGGCAAACUUGCAGCUGUUGAAGAGAUUCUGCAGCUUCUGGGGAUCCAGCACUGUGCGAAGACAAAAGCUUGGCAUCUGUCAGGUGGAGAGAAGAAACGUCUCUGCAUCGCCAUGGAGCUCGUCAAUAACCCCCCAGUCCUGUUCCUUGAUGAACCCACCAGCAAACUGGACAGUUUCAAUUGCCUGCAAUGUGUGUCCCUAUUGAGGAUGUUGGCCCACGAGGGCCGAACUGUGAUCUGCACCAUUCACCACCCCAGCGUAAAGAUCCUGGAGAUGUUCGAUCAUCUGAUCAUCCUGAACGAAGGUCGGUGCCUUUACCAUGGCACCAUCUCCUCAAUGGUGCCAUAUCUCCGACAGUUUGGCCUCCACUGUCCGCCCUAUCACAAUCCAGCAGAUUUUGCCGACGCCCAUCGCCGUCUGUGCCAGGCGUUUGGGGAAGGAGUCAUCAGCGAGAAGACGUGCUUCGAUUGGUUCGCUCGCUUCGAGUCCGGAAACUAUUGUGUCGAAGACAAGCCGAGGUCGGGACGGCCGUCGGAGUUCGACGAUGGGGCGCUAUUACAAAUCGUGGAAGCCGAUCCCCGCAUGACCACUCGCGACAUGGCCGCCGUCCUCGGGUGCCUUGUGAUGGAUGUGGCCUUCGGUUACAACGGACGAGACGCCAUGAACGCCUUGUUCGCCGCGGCCAAAGCGGAAGCCACAACACCUUCCGAGCUGGAGGGUCCUGACCCCCAGACUCCCCCGUGCCUUGAGGGCAAGCCUCCACCUUCUUUCUCUGUGUCUGGAUUGUGGACAAAGUUGAAGGAAUCUGUCAGACGGGCUGAAACGAAGCCGCCGUCCACUCCCACCGCCGUGGCGGAGUAUGCCGUGUCCUUCACGAUGCAGGUCAAGACUUUGUAUCUGCGGUUCAACAAGACCAACUCCAGGGACUGGAUUCUCAUGCAUAUUCGAUUGGGAGCUCACAUCUUGGUUGCUCUGUUCAUGGGAAUACUCUUCUUCAAACUGGGUGAAAAUGCCACCAACGUGUACUACAAUGUCGGCUCACUCUUCUUCAGCGUCCUUUUCGUCAUCUAUGGAGCCAUAAUGCCGACCGUGAUAACAUAUCCAUUGGAAUUCAAUGUGCUGCAGAAAGAGACGCUGAACAAGUGGUACUCCCUGAAGGCAUACCAUAUGGCCAAGAUGCUGUCCGACAUCCCCUUCGUCGGCCUUUGUACUUCCGUGUACCUGGUGAUCUCCUAUUUUAUGACUGCUCAGCCAAUGGACGCUGACAGGUUUUUGAGGUAUCUUGUCCUCACCGUGUAUGUUGCCCUCAUCACUCAGACUCUCGGAUUCAUGAUUGGGACGAUCUUCCCCAUCCAGUAUUACUACGAGGGGACGAUGGCUUGCAUCUACGGUUACAAUCGUCAGGACCUCCAGUGCAACGAGCCCUACUGUCACUUCAAGGAUCCUGAGAUGUUCCUCCGAGAAAUGGGCCUCGACGAGUACUUCUACUGGAGGGACUUCUGGGUCCUAUUACUCCACAACACUGUGGCGGACACAUACGUUGCCGCUGGCCCCGGCUCAGUCGGGAGAGCCAAUCAGGUACGUGAACCAAGCAACGUGGCCGUCAGUUACGACGGACGAGAAGUCAUGAAUACCUUGUUCGCCGCAGCUAAAGCGGAAGCCACCCUGUCUUCCGAACUGGAGGACCUAGCCCCCCAGACUCCCGUAUGCCUUGAGGGCAAGCCUCCACCUUCCGCUAUUAUCCUCUAUGAAACAAAGCUGCAGUCCAAGGAGGACGCCUUUGCUGAGUACGCUGUGUCUUUCACGAUGCAGGUGAAGUGCUUGUAUCUGCGGUUCAACAAGACCAACUUCAGAGACUGGAUUCUCAUGUACAUACGGUUUGGAACUCACAUCUUGGUUGCUCUGUUUCUGGGACUGCUUUACUUCAAUGUGGGUGACGAUGCCACGAAAAUAUUCGGCAAUUUCGGCUCCAUUUUAGUCGGCAUCCUCUUUGUCAUCUAUGGCUCCAUGAUGCCAACUGUAAUAACGUAUCCAUUGGAAUUCCUUGUGCUACGGAAAGAGACGCUCAACAAGUGGUAUUCCCUGAAGGCAUACCACGUGGCUAAGAUGCUGUCCGACAUCCCCUUCACCGCGCUUUGUACUUUCGUGUUCCUGGUGAUCUGUUACUUCAUGAUUGCACAGCCGAUGGACGCAAGCAGGUUUUUAAAGUCUGUUGCCCUCGGCAUGCAUGUGGCCUUCAUCUCUCAGAGUCUUGGAUUCAUAGUCGGGACGCUCCUCCCUAUUCAGACUGCAGCCUUCCUGAGUCCUGUAAUCAUAAUGCCUUUCCUCCUAUUCUCCGGGUUUCUGCUGAGAGUGAAGGCGAUCCCUGGAUACCUGCGCUGGCUUUCACACCUGUCUUUCCUCAAAUACUAUUUCGAGGGGACGAUGGCUUCCAUCUACGGUUAUAAUCGUCCGGACUUCCAGUGCAAUGAGCCCUACUGUCACUUUAAGAAGCCAUACUUCAUACUGCGGGAAACAGGCCUCGACGAUUACUUCUACUGGAGGAACUUCUGGGUCCUGCUUCUCUACAAUGUUAUCCUACGCCUUCUGGCUUACUUUGUGCUCCGGUGGAAGCUACAUCGUGCCAGAUAA